Messenger RNA from Urocitellus parryii (Arctic ground squirrel), 927 nucleotides. RefSeq names its product olfactory receptor 5B3-like. Gene Ontology annotation, molecular function: olfactory receptor activity; G protein-coupled receptor activity. Gene Ontology annotation, biological process: G protein-coupled receptor signaling pathway. Gene Ontology annotation, cellular component: membrane. Lineage: Eukaryota; Metazoa; Chordata; Mammalia; Rodentia; Sciuridae. The record is from RefSeq and is a predicted model, not a curated record.
UAGAUGGAGAAUAGGACAGAAGUGACACACUUCAUCCUGCUGGGACUGACCAAUGACCCAGAUCUACAAGUCCCUCUCUUUGUGACCUUCCUCCUCAUCUACACCAUCACUCUGGCUGGGAACCUGGGGAUGAUCCUGUUGAUUGUCUUGGACUCCCGUCUCCACAGUCCCAUGUACUUUUUCCUGGGCAACCUGUCUCUGGUGGACUUUUGCUACUCUUCAGCUGUCACUCCCAAGGUCAUGGCUGGGCUCCUUCUUGGAGACAAGGUCAUCUCCUACAAUGCUUGCGCUGCUCAGAUGUUCUUUUUUGUGGUCUCAGCUACUGUUGAAAAUUUCCUCUUGUGCUCAAUGGCCUAUGAUCGCUAUGCAGCAGUGUGCAAGCCCCUGCACUACACCACCACCAUGACAACAAGUAUGUGUAUGUGGCUGAUCUUAGGCUGUUAUGUCAUUGGUUUCCUGAAUGCCUCUAUCCACACUGGUAACACAUUCAGUCUUGUGUUCUGUCUUUCCAAUGUGGUCCAUCACUUUUUCUGUGAAAUUCCAGCAGUCAUGGUUCUUUCCUGCUCGGAGAGACAUGUUAAUGAGCUGGUUCUUAUUUAUGUAGCCAGCUUCAAUAUCUUUUUUGGUGUUGUCGUUAUCGUAAUAUCCUACAUAUUCAUUUUCAUCACAAUCCUGAAGAUGCGCUCAGAUACAGGACAUAGGAAGGCUAUAUCCACCUGUGCCUCCCACUUCACAGCAGUCUCCAUUUUCUAUGGGACUCUAAUCUUCAUGUACUUACAGCCCAGCUCCAGUCACUCCAUGGACACUGACAAAAUCAUAUCUGUGUUCUAUACUAUGGUCAUCCCCAUGCUGAACCCUAUGGUCUACAGCCUGAGGAACAAGGAGGUCAAGAGCGCAUUCACAAAGACGGUUUUAAAAGCAAAAUAA